CCCUGCCCCGACACCACGCCCUGGAGCCCUCUCCCGCUUCCUGUGUCUCCAAGGUGACCAUCUCCGUAGCGACACGGUGGGUGGCAGGAACCUGGAGGACCGGGAGAAAAGGCAUCAGGAGCCCGGCGGGGCGGGGGAGGUCGGGCCCAGAGUCCAGCCCCGCCCGAGCUGUCACGUGAGGGUGGCACGCCGGUCAUGUGACCGCAGCCUGCUGCAGAGCGGAGAUGGGGACCCAGCUCCAGCUGGCCCUCCCCUGGGCCCUGACCCUGCUGCUGGCGCUGGGGCUGUGCAGCCCGGAGGCUGGGGCCCACAGAGUCCCCCAGUGUGACUUCCAGGAGGGCUACUUUGAGCAGCUUCUGGACCACUUCAACUUCGAGAGGUUCGGCAACAAGACCUUCCUCCAGCGGUUCCUGGUGUCAGAGAAGUUCUGGAAAAGGGGCGAGGGGCCCAUAUUCUUCUACACGGGCAAUGAGGGCAACGUGUGGUCCUUCGCCAACAACUCGGGGUUCAUCCUGGAGCUGGCGGCACAGCAGGGGGCCCUGGUCGUCUUCGCGGAGCACGUGGGUACCCGCACUGGUGGCAGGGGAGGGCGGGCGAGGGCGGGCGGGGCCCGGGCUCAGCCUCUCGUCGGCCACCUGCAGCGGUACUACGGGAAGUCGCUCCCUUUCGGAGAGCGGUCCACACAGCGCGGGCACACGGAGUUGCUGACCGUGGAACAGGCCCUGGCCGACUUCGCGAGGCUGCUCAGUGGGCUGCGGCGGGACCUUGGGGCCCAGGACACGCCCGCCAUCGUGUUCGGUGGCAGCUACGGGGGGAUGCUCAGCGCCUACAUGAGGAUCAAGUACCCGCACCUCGUGGCUGGGGCGCUGGCAGCAAGUGCGCCCGUUGUGGCUGUGGCCGGCCUCGGUGACUCCUACCAGUUCUUCCGGGAUGUCUCGGCGGACUUUGAAGGCCAGAGUCCCAAGUGUGCCCAGGGCGUGCGGGACGCAUUCCGGCAGAUCAAGGACUUGUUCGUACAGGGAGCUUAUGACACGGUCAGCCAGGAGUUCGGCACCUGCCAGCCCCUCUCCAGCCAGAAGGACCUGACCCAGCUCUUCGGGUUUGCCCGCAACGCCUUCACGGUGCUGGCCAUGAUGGACUACCCGUACCCCACCGACUUCAUAGGGCACCUUCCUGCCAACCCGGUCAAGGUUGGCUGUGACCGGCUCCUGAGCGAGACCCGGAGGAUCAAGGGGCUCCGAGCGCUGGCUGGGCUGGUGUACAACUCCUCGGGCACGGAGCCCUGCUAUGACAUCUACCGACAGUACCAGGCCUGCGCGGACCCCACGGGCUGCGGCUCGGGCCCUGACGCCAAGGCCUGGGAUUACCAGGCCUGCACCGAGAUCAACCUGACGUUUUCCAGCAACAACGUGACCGACCUCUUCCCCGACCUGCCGUUCACGGAGGGCCUCCGCCAGCAGUACUGCCUGGACACGUGGGGCGUGUGGCCCCGGAGGGACUGGCUGCGGAUCAGCUUCGGGGCGGGAGACCUCAAAGCUGCCAGCAACAUCAUCUUCUCCAACGGUGACCUGGACCCCUGGGCAGGGGGCGGGAUACAGAGAAACCUCAGCACCUCCGUCCUUGCUGUCACCAUCCGGGGGGGAGCCCACCACCUAGACCUCAGAGCGUCUCACCCACGAGACCCCACGUCUGUCCGGGAGGCUCGCAGGCUCGAGGCCAGGCUCAUCGGCGAGUGGGUGGCCGCAGCCAGAAGAGAACAGCGGCUGCAGCUGGCCCAACGUGGGGGACUCGGGGGGGGCUGAGGAGCGCUCCCCGACUUGGGACCGGACAGGCCCACUGGGGAGCAGCUCAGGGCACUGGGGGUGAGGGGCUAAGGCCAAGGGAGGGGCCAAAGAAGCAUCUGGUGGCCUGGCUGUGCACAGCACAGCGCAAAGCAUGGUGUCUGUGGUCCUCAUGGGGUGACAGACCGGGCACACUGCCACACCUCUCAAACCAGCCUCGUGUUUAAUAAAACAAAGCCCUCAA
This is a messenger RNA of Leopardus geoffroyi (Geoffroy's cat), 2025 nucleotides long. It is a transcript of the gene DPP7, whose product is annotated as dipeptidyl peptidase 7. NCBI's taxonomy places the organism in Eukaryota, Metazoa, Chordata, Mammalia, Carnivora, Felidae. Gene Ontology annotation, cellular component: vesicle. Gene Ontology annotation, molecular function: dipeptidyl-peptidase activity; serine-type exopeptidase activity. Gene Ontology annotation, biological process: proteolysis. The transcript is spliced from 12 exons. The coding region runs from base 225 to 1802 and encodes 525 amino acids. The record is from RefSeq and is a predicted model, not a curated record.